GUGAAUCACUCGAUUGAUUUCUCAAUCGAGGGCCUGUCUAUGUCUAUGCCGCGGAAAACCUUUGAUGCAUGGCACCAGGCCUGGAAAAAACGGCCAUUUAGCCUGUCAAAUUCCAGGCCUCCAUGGCACAACCACAAAGGGAUGAUUCAGUCUCCGUUGCUAGCAUAGAAACCGACCAAGCAUCAAACACCGGUGUCGUCAGAUAGGGAUAUUAGCUUUAAUAAUACUAAAAAUUCUGCACUAAAAUAAGAAAUAAUAGGUACGAGAUUCAUACAACGUGAGACAAAAAGCUUCCUUCAUAGCCAAGAAAGACACUUUAUAAUCAACCCAUUUCUGUCACAAUUACCACGAAAGUUCCCUUCAUUUAUGACCCAACUGUUCCUCCCUUGUGCUUUUGUGCAUGGCUUGAUGUAACAGAGAAUUGUGACCCACGUCCCAGACUGAGCAAGACUAAGGAAAAGGAGCUUUUGUUCUUCACCCACCUACUGAAAUUUUGAGUUUCUUGAGUGUUCAAAUUUGUGAAAGCUCUAAUAUGGAAGAAAAAAUCAAUGCAUGGAUAGCCAACAACAGGGACACUGCAGCAGAACUUGGACUGAAAAUAAAAGACUGUCAUAAAGAAUUCGUAAAUUUUGAGGUAGGAGGGUAUAUAAUCCAACUGACAAUGCCCCCUGUCUCUAAUUUUGAAGAUACAGCACGGUCAGACAAUGUCAAUUCUGACUCUGCUUUUGUAGCUCUAUCUAUAGAAGAAGAGGACGAUGAGACCUUGAUGAAUAUCCUUGAAGCUCUCAAUGAGAAGCUUGAACGUGUGAGAAUUCCUCCAGACUGUAUCAACAAAGUCUUAGACAUCAUAGCCGAACUUUUUGGCAGGAAUUCUAAAAAGCAAAAUGAGCAGGAACAUCAGGCUUUAGAAGAAUCAUAUUUGUACAGGUUGGUUGAAAAUGCCAGAAUGCAAUGCGAGAUGGCGUUGGCUGAAGCACUUGAGUACUCAAACACAAAUGGCAUAUUACCACGGUGCUCUGUUAAAUUGAAUCCUGAAUUGGAAGCUGUUGAGCUGCAAAUGGACAUUAAGGCGAUAAUGUCUCCAGACCAUGUUAUCAAAGCCCUAGGGUUCUGCUUUGAUCAGCCCCUCAACCUUUACCUGACAUUUGACGGUGGUAAACUGUAUGAAAAGGAAGCUAUCUUUUUAGGGUCUGUUGAUGUUUUUGUGAAGCAUGGCACAGCUAAUAUUCUGCAAACUAGUGAUUCCUUGGAAAAUUUGAUGUCUGGAAUGGAUGAAGGGGUUAAACAUGCCAUUGUUAAAAGUUGUAUUGCAAGUAUGCGCCCAUAUGGACCUCAUGUUUUGGUUCCCCAAUUCGUGAAGGAAUUUAUGCAUAGCAUAAAAAUUGGGCAUGAUAACAUUUUUGUCGACCUUCUGCUUUCCCUGGGAAGUUGGUUGAGGAUGUUGAAGAAUUGGUGCGUCUUCUGUAAAAGUCCCAUUCCAUCAUUCUCUCGGUUGUGGUUUUGUGAUGUAGAAUUAUGCUUGUACAGAUUUGAAGAACUGGGAAUUGGAGCAUCAGUUCUACAGGAACUACAGAAUACAGAGGUUAUUGACUUGGAACUUAACCUUGCUGCUGCUGCAACAAGAAAUAAGACUCGGGAUGUUUUUGAGCCAUAUCCAGCUUUUCUAUUGAAAAAAAUUGAAAUUCGAAAUCGUUCAGGAUUCUUCAGUAAUUGUACCUCUGAAGGAAGGGCUGCUAUUCCAGAUAUGGAAAAUAAAAAUUUGGAGCUUUUGGGAGAGUUAAUAGAUUCUUUUCUCCCACUAUCUGAGAUGCAAAAAUGUUCUAGUGAAUCUGAACUGGUUCUGAAGCUAGGAAUGUCAUGGCUGCAAAAGAAUAAUAAAUCUACUGAUAGUCACAGAUUGAAUAUAGAUGAGUCUCUUUACCAGUUUGCUGUUUUCUAUAAUUCUGAGAGUGAGCAGAACUUUGAGCAGCGCAGGGAAACUGAAGGAUCUGUCUUUGCCUUCCAUGGAAGUCAUAUAUCCAACUGGUACUCUAUCAUAAGGAAUGGCUUAAGGUGUUUGAGUAAUACAAAGUACAUGUCUUCAGGAAAGGCUUAUGGAGAAGGAAUCUACUUCUCUACUGAGAUGAACUAUUCAUAUCAGCAUGCUAGAUCUGUUCCAACGGAGUAUUCUGUUCUGGCUCUUUGUGAGAUUUUUUCUGGGGUCAGGUAUUGUACUCAUAAUAGAUUUUUGGUGGUUCCUCCGGGAAAGGAAAAUAAAGUUGUUAUACGCUAUUUGCUUGUUUGGAAAAAUAGUGGGGUUCUACAUCAUUCUAGCUUAGUAACGGGAGGUCACAUGCUAUCAGGAAAUACCAAUUUGCAUAAACAUUAUGAGCAGUUAAGAAGGCAAUAUAUUGAGGAGUGGAGUAAUGAUUACUAAUUCUAAUGACCAGCGCCCACGAACGGAGGUUAACUAUAAAUCUUUUCAAGACAGCAAAAGUUUUUUGAUGCAAGCAAAUAGUAAAAUAAUUGCCUAUGCAAUUAUUUUUGGCAAAGCUACUUUUGGCUUAUUUACUUGUAGCUGUUUGAGGUUGCAGGGUUGAAACAUAACAUACUUAUUAUGACACUUUAAAAGGUCAAUAACUUGCCUUGCUUUGGAGAUUCUUUUUAAGUUGGUCGACUAUAAUGCUGUCAAGAGCGUUGUAUACAGUUAGGAAGAGCAUAGGUUAACUAAAUCUUUUACUAAUGACAAAUCUGUAGAAGAAAAAAGUUGUACAUAAGAUUGGAAAAAUAAUUAGUAAGAAUAAUUUGUUGCAACUGUGUUCCUUGUAAUAUGAUGCCUGGAAGUGAACGACUUUUUUUCUUA
Cryptomeria japonica (Japanese cedar) is the source of this 2842-nucleotide messenger RNA. RefSeq lists its product as uncharacterized. The transcript has 4 exons. The record is from RefSeq and is a predicted model, not a curated record. Gene Ontology annotation, molecular function: NAD+ poly-ADP-ribosyltransferase activity. The coding region runs from base 533 to 2416 and encodes 627 amino acids. NCBI's taxonomy places the organism in Eukaryota, Viridiplantae, Streptophyta, Pinopsida, Cupressales, Cupressaceae.